Molecule: messenger RNA, 8585 nt
Organism: Lates calcarifer (barramundi perch)
Lineage: Eukaryota; Metazoa; Chordata; Actinopteri; Centropomidae
Gene: tlcd3a
Product: TLC domain containing 3A
Exons: 5
Coding region: 311-1141 (276 amino acids)
Biological process (GO): lipid homeostasis
Cellular component (GO): membrane; endoplasmic reticulum
Source: RefSeq, a predicted model, not a curated record
UGUUUCCUUGCCUUUAACUCGACAGUGGUGCUGCUGCUGCUGCUGCUGAGCUCUCGAGCAGAGUGCGAGAGUGUGUAUGUGUGUGUGAGAGAGAGAGAGAGAGAGAGAGCGAGAGAGAGCGAGAGAGAGAGAGCGAGAGCCUGCGUGCGUGUGUUUGGAUGGUGGUGGACUGCUCCCGGUGAAAAAGCACCGAACCGCCGGCCGCGUGAAAAUGCCUCACCGCCGCGUGUGAACAACCGGGCGAAACUCGCGGAGGAGGGGAGAGAGACAGAUCUCCGGGCAGGUUUAGAGGAAAAUAUAAACGGGCAGGAUGUUGCAAGUUUUAGCUUGUGGCGCCGUAGUUUUCCCCGGUCUGUUCCUCGCCUUCAGGAGGAUCCUGCCGUGUGUGUUCAAACACUGGAGCGAUGCCGACGUGGUGCUGGUCAGCGAGAGACUGGUGUCCUCCAUCCAUGCCGUCAUGGCAACCACGGCAGGAGUCAUCAUUGUGUCAUCAUGCUGGGGAAACGUCAUUAACGACAGGCACUGGCUGGCCACCCACUUUGUCAUCUGGUACGGCGUGCCCUACAUGACGUACGACAUCUUCGCCAUGUACCUCAGUCACUACCACCGCUUCCGCGUCAAAGGGCACGAGGACUACAAGCAGCAUUCACUGAGGACCUUCAACUCCUUCGUCCGCAGGGAGUUUCUGCUGGUGCUGCAUCACAUCGCCCUGCUCACCAUCCUGCUGCCUGUUACACUGUUCUUCAGAAAGGACCAGGGGGAUUUCUUCAUCGGCUGCUUGUUUCUAACAGAGCUCAGCACUCCCUUUGUCUCCCUGGGGAAGAUACUUAUUCAGCUCAGCCUCCAGGACUGCUGGCUGCACAAGGCCAAUGGCGGUAUGGUACUGUUCACCUUCUUUAUGUGCCGCAUCGCCCUCUUCCCCUUCAUGUACUGGAUGUACGGCCGCCACUACGGCAUCCCGCUCUACAGCGUGCCCUUCCACCUGCCGCUGUCCACCAACCUGGGCAACUCGUGCAUCCUGGCGCCGCAGGUCUACUGGUUUGUCCUGCUCUGCCGAAAGGGCUACCGUCUUUACAAGCGCAGCCGCAGCCCUGCCUCGUCUCCUACGGCCGCUGUCACUGACAAUUCGAAGGACGAUUGAUAUCCGAGUUCACGACUGCUCGCUCAAGCCGCACACUCAGCUACUAACGCAACUACUUCUGCAAAGGCACUAGUUUGACUUAACACAUUUCAAACCCCACCAUUGUACUGUAGUACACCAGGACUGCCUGCUCUCGUCCCACAGCUCCUGGGUAUUUUCCGCACACUUUAAUUCCUCUGUUACAAAUCUGCUGCCUACAUGGACCUCUCCACCGAUCUAAUUCUACUACUGAAGUUUGAUGAUUUGGGAGUUUUUGGAUUUGGCUCUAGCCUGGAUCUUGUUGAAGUGCUACCCUGCAUCUGUCUACAUUUUCAACACUGAAGAAAGGUCGUGUUUGCUUCACUGAGAGUAAAACGUGGAGCACAAGCACCAGAAACUGAAGAGGAGCUUCCACGGAGAGACAUUAUCUUAUCUCUUACUCCUACUGUGUUUACAGCCUCUGCUGAUUUGGAAGGUCUGUUACAGCGUGUGUGUGUGUGGGAGUGUGUGUGUGAGUGGCUGUUACAACAGGUUGUAUUUAUUUUUAUGGUUUCCCAGUAAUGUGUUGGGAUAGUUACGUUUCCUCUCUUGCCCAUUCACUCAUCAGAUUGACCAGAAGGUUCAGGAGUAGCGGUGGGUGCAAUUUCAGGCAGUAUUAGCAGGAAAGAAAAGUGAGGAAUCCACGUCAACUCACCCGCAUUUGAGAGCUAAAAACAACUGUUAAUGUUGAUACCUGUUAAUGUGAUUCAAUGUGACUUUUCAGCCCUGGUCAUUUUGUUUGUAAGUUUCCCAUUCAGCAUGCUACUGUAGCAUCAGCUCGCAAAUCUGCAACAACAAUCCCACAUUCCUCGCUGUAACAUCCAGCACAGAUUUAUAUGGUCCUGGUUCCUUCGUUUGCAGUAGCCAUCCCCCUUCAACAGGGAGGUAGAUCUGUAUGCGUCGUGUAUCACCAUGAAUUAAUGCUGCACUCGUGUUCACUCAAGGUUCAGUGUUUUCAGGAAUUCAGUUUGGCAUUAUCCUCCGGUGUUGGAGAUGGAGAAUGGUGGCACCAACAAGAGAUUGUCACAGCUUCAUUUUCAUAAAAUUAAGAAGUGCAUGUUACAUACAUACAGACCAGGCAUUACAUACCUCAUUGAUAGGAUAAGAUAUGGCCCAAAAUAUCCUGUUUUAUUACUAACCUACACACAAGGAUUGGUGAAACUCAGAUUGUGAAUUUCUGCUGUGUUAGUCUGUAUUGCAUGAGGGUUUUUUUUACCCAGUUCUGCAGAGCAGAGGGUAAGCAAGGUUUCUACUGAGAGAUUCAUUCUUUGAAUCCACAAUCUUUGUUUUCAAUGACACUGGAGCAUUGCAGCUGCCAUAGAAACGCUGCCAUUGUUGACAGCCAGAGCUGACGCAGAGCAGCUUCGGACGACAAGAGUCUUUGACGGUAACUUCCCGUCGAACGUCACGGCUGUUGGAGAUUUGUUUGGGGGGGACGUGGUGAUGCCUAAUGUGGGACGAACUCAGGGCCUAGGUCAGAGCAAUAAGGCAGAGAGUGGCUCACCGAGGCCAACUAACACAGAGUAGUGAAAUUUCUGACUAAAUGGAGGGUAUCAGGAGUGAUUAUUCCUGAAACUGAUCUGUAAUAUACUUAGAAAAUGACAUCCAGUAACUGUUUAGUUCCCCUGAGGCUCCACAGAUUUAUAUGCACUUGUGUAUCAGGUGUUGCGUUGAGCACUUCACACAGGGCUGUAUAUACUUAAUGUUUUUAGACAUCUAUGUUUAAUUUCAUUUAUGUUUUAAUUUCAUCACAGAAAAAUAGUUUUAAACCUGUAUCUAGAUAUCGUAACCAGACCUUAAAGGAUCAUUUUUAUCAUGCAAGGCAAUUUUUGUUGUUGUUGGAUUCAUAGUUGCAUGAAGACAUUUAUCUUAAAGACAUUCAGUUUCCAUCCUGAGAAUAUUAUUCCUUCAUAUCACUAAUAAAUAGAAGAUAUUCUGCAGGGUUUGUUUGAUACACAGUGUAGACCUUGGAGUUAACUCCUUGGAUAAUAUUCUUGGUCAUCUAAGCUUUAUACUGAAGUAACUGAUUAAGAAUGCAUUAAUGGCCUUUUUUUCAUGUCCAGCAAAUUCAAUCUAUGCAAAAGAGGCUGCAGUGCAUCUAUACAACACUAACAUCAAGCCAUAUCUGAUUGAUAUAUUGAUACAUUCUUUUUCGGGACCCUACAUUUAUUUUCACUACAUCUCUGCUGGUACUCCACACCACGUAUGCUGCAUUGUUGCUUUUCUCCUUUUGGCUUGGUCUUUCAAACUUACCUCACCUUGUUUUUUUUUUCACUAAUCUUCUAAGUUUAUGUAAUGCUAUAUUUACGCUGAUGACCAGUUUUUGUAGCGUAUGCCGACACCUUUACAACUUAAGCUCAGUGGACAAAUCUGAUUUGAUAAGGCUGUCACUUUUUCAAAAAAAAUCUAGUUUGAACUCAACUCUCCAACAAACCUAAUCCUAAACUACACUGUAGAACUUUUUGUUUUGUGUCACAAAUUCCUUAUUUCUUCCAUUUUGCUUUUAAAGGUGCUGUAUGUAAGUUUUUGCCAUCAGCUGUUUACUUUGAGUUCAGCAUCAAACUUUCCUUUACUCACCAAGAGCUGCGUUAGAAAGCAGCGCCAGCGUUUUGCUUCCAGUUUUAUCACUUCUUUGCUUCUACUGAGGCUAGCAUGCUAACUAGCUAGCCCUGUCAUCACUUUACGAUAGCGACUGGCUGUCCAGACUACCCUAAAGACGUAGCGUUACUCAGAAGGUGUGUUAUAACCUCGACCAUCACCACCACCCGCUCCUGGCAAGUAACCAUGUUUGGCAGCAGGGAAAACUUACAAAUAGCACCUUUAAAACAACCCGCAGCAGGCAGUGAGAGUCAAAUGAUGAUUGUUGGUCAUACCAAGUAAGGCUGCAGAAGCAAAUCCCCUGAAUGUGCUGAAUUGAGCAAGGAUGCAUUUUAUUGCUUUUGAAUCCAACUUUUAAUCUGUUUAAUUUCUAAUAAAAAGUGACAGCCCCAUAACAUGACAGCUGUUUUGAGUCUCAAAUAAAAUGUGUCAACUCUCAAGCAUCAAGACUGCUUAUAGGACCAGUGUGUCGCUGUUGCAUUGUGGGUUCUGUAGUGUUAACUGUGCCCUGUGUGGGGAUCUUGUUUAAACCUCCUGUACGGCAGACAUGUUGGCAUCCACGUCUGGUGGGAACAGCGUUGGACGGGAAAGGUGAUGAGUCUUCUUGUUAGUAGACAGACAGUCUGUUUGCUGACCAGCAGCAUGAGGAUGAGGGAGUAAGGGGAGACGAGCUGCUGAAUGAUGGGCUUGUUUGUCUCAUUUGGCCGGAGCCCAGGAGAGUGCAGGCCUCUUUUGUCCGAGGUUGACUGGGCCACUGUUUCUGGAAACAUCCCAGGCUCUUUGUCCUGCUUUCAGCUGAACUCUCCCACUCUGUUUUUUACCGUCCUGUUUUUAUUGUCCUCUUACAGGCUCUUACAUUCACUUGUCUCCAGAUAUGUAAAUGAAACCAUCACAACAUUAGUUUAUACAUUCAUAGAAUACUCUUUCUGAUCAGUUUUCUUCUUUUUAUUUAAAGAUGCAACUCAUUCCUUUUACUUGUACGUCACUUAUCGCCUUCUUGCUUCCUGCUUCCUGCCUCCAUCCUCCUCAUUUCUCUUGGCUGAUGUGCUCUGCAGUCGUACAAAGUUGCUGAGAGCGUCAGCAGAGCAGAGCGAGCCCUCCCCUCCUCUCUGCUGCCAUCUGUCGUCAGGAUUAUCUGCUUGUCCACUCAGCACUUCAGCCAGUUGGGAUUAGCAGGGUUAGGUGGGCAUUUUCUAUUAAAACUGUGCAUGUCUGCUGCCUUCAGAUACAUAUAUCUCAGCUCCCAGCCACCAUGACCUCACUGUAAAAACUGACACAUGGCUUUGUUUUCAUGUUUGGGGAUAGGUUUAGUCUGGUGUGAUACUGCAUAGACUCAUGGCUGACAUUAUUUGACAGUUCACCACCUAAAAUAGUUUGGUAUGGCUGUGUUUGUUUGAGGUGCAGUAGCCUGUUGUGACAGUUUGAGCUUUGCAGAACAUGCCCCCUCUUGACUUCACCUAGGACUUAUUUUUUACGGCCUUUAAAGGGUCAGUUUUGUCCAGGACUCUUAUUCUGACAGGUCAUGGAAAAUGUUAAAUCUGACCGACAGUGAUGGAAAUGUCUGUCACAGAGUUAGAAGGUUAAAUAUGAAGUUCAGGGAACUUGGUUCGUCAAGAUUUUAACAGUCAUCCUCCAGGCUUAGCUUUGAUUUCAUGGAAUAAAUAUAGAAAAUAUGACAUUCCACCAUUUUUCAUUUACAUUUUCCUAUAUUUUAUCAUUUUUUAAAGAAGUUUAUUCUUUCUUUUCAAAUUAACUUGUAUUUGUAUUUGUCCAAAAAUUCAAAUGAAAUUACUAUACUUCUAAAAAAUUAGCUGAUGAUAUUGACUGUCCAACACUGAAUUGUUAAUUUAUAAAAACCUACAUCUAGUGAAUUCAUCUGACCUGACAUAAGCUUAAAGUUUUCUUCACUGACUACAGUUUCAUAGCCACCGGAUGACACGUUAUUUCAGUUGCCAGGAGUCUGGAUCACUGCCACAUAAAAUCAUGUCGCACAUAAACAGCGUCAUGGCAGACAGAGUACACAUAUCUUAACAGGAAGUCGUUAUCACUCAUUAUACUCUUAAUGUAGGAAGUCUUAAGUUCAACCUCUUUGCUCAGGGUUUGAUGAAGCUUGAUGAAGUCGUUGACGUGUGUGUGUGUGUGUAUAGAGGUUUAUUGUAAGAUGAUGAGCUGUGAGACUGACUCUGGAGAUGAUCACAUCUGGAAUGAUUUGCUGAUUCUUUUCUAUAUGUGUUUUUCUAAAGCAUUAUUUUUUCCCCUUAUAGACUUUUCUUCUAUUUAUGCUAUGCUGACAUGGCUUGUGAACCUUCAACUCCCAAGGGUUGGAAAACCAAAGACUGUCAGGCACUUUAGUUAAUCAUAGUAACUGUAGUGAGAUGAAGAGAGAGCUGUUUGAUUUUCAGUAGUUUAGACAUGCUGUAGAUGAUUUAUCACAAUAGGAAAGUGACCCACUUUUCACUUAAACAAACACAAGAACCCUCCAGUCGUAUCCUCUUUCUUUGGAUCCCAGAGAGUGACCAGCAUGGUGGGUGUGUGGAUGGAUGUCUCCUCUGAGGAUGUAGUGGAGCAGAGUACAGACUAAUCAGGUGUUUAGUCGAUUCUCCACUAACACGCAGCUUAAAUAUAAAAUCUCCUUUAUGAGGCAGUUAUAUUUUACAUAAUAAUUAUAAGCUGUUCAGACAUACCAGUUCUGAAUGAAAGGAUAUACUUUAAUCGUGUGCCACCUGUUGAACGAGAACAUGGACACCACAAUUAACCUGUGUGCAAUACUGGCUACACAUGCUAACACCAUUUAGCAUGUGCCCACACUGUUUAGCAACAGUCUGCGUCUUGCUAACACUUUUUUGAGCAAGAGUUGACUCCAUGCUAACGCUUUAGCAUAUGGUACUAAGGAGUGGAUAUAGACUACAUGCUAAUACUUUACUUUUCAAGUGAUAGCAAGCAAGCUAACACUUGGUGGUUGACUCAAAUAGGGAAACCUUAUCACACGCUAUGUUAAGUGAUAGUUGGCCCCGUGCUAACACUUCAGCAAGGGCUCACACUACACCGAGGACAGGUUUUAUUAGUUAUAAGUUACUCGGGGCUAGCUUGUGUUCCUCGUUGAGUUUUCUCACGUUGCUGGAUGCUAACACCUUGUCAAAAAUGCAGAUUGAAGAAGAAGAAAUGAUGAGUAAAAACAUUUAGGAGCAGAAGAAAAUUAUAAAUGGGGCAGGCAUGCUGUGCCGUCAAAAUGCAAAACACUACUUUUAUCACAAGUUUUAUUUUGAUUUUGUCCAAAAAUACUCGAUAUAUGAGACUUGGCUUGAUGUCAUCAGCACAAUUAUCACUAACCAGGGAAACAGCAGUGGCUAAUUUCGGUGUCUAUUUUCACGUCAUUUAAAGGGCAAGUUGACAAAGACACACAUGGAUUUCUUUGUCAUUAUACAUCCAGAAAUAACAAACAGUGUGGCGCUAACGCAUAUGUCGGUCAUGUUUGGAGCUAACUGUGGGUUGUUGAGAUGUGAAUGAUGAUAACCACAUGCGGGGUCUCUUCUACCACCGUGACACUUUUUGGUAUAAUUUUGCUGCUUUGUAUUGUCACAUAUCCAUUCAGGGUUGGUUCCUCUUUUUCUGGGCAGUGCAGGACUAAUGCUGGAUAUGGGUUUUAAACAUAGAACGGGGUUAAAAAAUAAAUGAAAAUGUGGUCUAAUGCCAUGUUCAUGUCAUGUUGGAUGUAAAUAUGAGCUGCUGGGUGGAGAGUGUCUUACACUGGGAUCAGACUACGUGAUAUUAGCAUGAUUAUGGCCUAGGGGAACAAAAGUAAGACAGUUUCUUCUUUCUCUUUGUGUUGAUUUUAAACAUGUAGCAACAAUAUUCUGUUGUUAGGCUUCUUCUGAUAUGAUGUGAAUGCGGCAUUAGACUGGUGAAAUGCACAAAAAUGAAUGAAGCGUGUUGCUGGGACUGAUUUUGAUCUGUGGACAGUGAACCAAAUUUGGUCUCCAGUGCCUUGUGAAAAAUCUAUCUGUGAUACCCACAAAUCUCAGUAUGAAAGAGCUAAGCUGGCAGGCAGUGUUUACAGGUUGUGGCUGUAUUUAUCGUGUUUAUCAUCAUCAUCGUCGUCAUCGUGUCCUUAAGGAGAACUACACUUUAAGUCGUUUUGUUGCUCACAGAAAUAAUCAAGAAAAGUCUAAUCGUUUGUUUUAAAAAUCAUAACUGGGUGAAACUAUUUGAAACAGGUUGCUAUGCAUUUACUGCUAGAAUAAGAAUAAAGUCAUUUAAUUCUGUUGAGAUUAAUAUUUUGUAGUAUUUCACAUUUUGUAGCUUUUAAUCUUUGUUUUCAAAUUACUGAACGAUUCCCAUAAUGUUGUUUUUCUACAUGGAUUCAUUUGAGGAUGAAACCCUUUAAAGCAUAUACAUAUUACAUAUUGUAGUCCUGUUUACGUUUGCUGUGUCUCUGUUGUUUUAGACCUUCUCAUCUGUCAGUUUGGUGGGCGUGUAUGUUUUGGAGAUUUUGGAUUUUAAUCCCGACCUGCUGUUCAUUAUUAGUCACCUCUCUUUGGUUAUGGGUGUGUAACUGACUUAAAUGCAGCACCUUCACAACCUUUAACACUUCCUGCCCCACAUUAUUUUUGAUAGCAUUCUAAUUUUUCAUACAUAUAUAUCAGAUUUGAUGCAUCUGUCCUUUUUUUGUAGCGUGACCUUUUUUCGAGGAACUUUCCUAUCUGAGAAGAGACUGGACUGUUUUUUGAAAUAACUUCAAACUAUUGAUGUAAGAGGAGUAAUGUACUGUAGCUGCAAUUUGUGAAUUCAGAGCACCCCUUUAAAAUUCAAUAAAUUUGAUUUGAUAGAC